ACGGCGAAAAAGAAGGAAAGAAGUAACGAAAUUCAACGGCCGACCAUAGUGAAACGCAUCGUCGUGGUUGCGUUAAUUUUUUCUCAUAGUUUUCUUCACAUUUUAACCUUGCAAUUUUAGUCUAAAUAGAGAUCGCUUGGUGGAUUCUAAUUGUGAUAACGCGUUAACCAUAUUUUGUGUGUAUUCCAGCACGUCAAUCGUGCAAAAAAUUAAUAUAUUGUGGAGUAUUACGUGUAGAUUACUAUUUUUCGGUGUAGUAAAAAAUAACUCUCAAACGGCGGCAAAAUAAGUUUCCAAUUCAGAAUCGAUAACAUUGUUGAAAUGUCGAAAGCCAAAAAAUUAUCAUUGCCUAGCAAUGAUUCAACAGAAUUUUUCAAUUACAAGCCGAAGGACUUGAUUUGGGCAAAAAUGAAAGGCUUCACUCCGUGGCCAGCAAUGAUUGUUGAACCGUCCAUUGAUCUUCUAAAUCAGCCGCGCAAAGCUAAUACAAAAAGUGUAUUUUUCUUUGGAACACGAAACUUCGCUUGGAUCGAAACCAACAAUAUCAAACCGUUCGAAGGUCCAUGGAAACCCGAAUUGGCAAAGGUUAAUAAACCGAACUCGUUCCGUCAUGCGAUGGCUGAUAUAAAUGCCUACAUUGAAGAUCCCACAGAAGUCGAUGCGGAGGUUAGCAAAAACACGAUCAGUAAUCAUUCCACCGAAGCGGACUUCGAUAAGAUACGGGACGGUCUAACUGAUGAUGACACAACAAACGACAUGCGCGGCGCCGAUGAUGCGGACAACGGUGUAGAAACCAUAACCGGUGAUGUUGCGGUCGAUUUAGAGGAAGUACCACCACCAUAUAAGACACCUGUCAAGCGCACACCAAAAGCCAAAUCAAGCGCUGUGGUUGCAGUCAAAGCAAAAUCAUCGGCUGGUGGGGUAGCCACAAAGUCAUCCACAAAGCGUCGCCGCUCCUCACAGACGGCAAAUAGUAGCGCCAAACGUAAACGCAAUUCUUCUGUCGGUGCAUUAGAGGAUCUAAAUGAUUACAUAAACCGAAAGUCGACGACAACUCCACCGUCGCGUCGCAAAAUAAAUACCGAUGCUUUAGCGCACAUUGGUAGCACAUCGCGACGAAAUAUCAACUCGAUUGCUCUGCUCGAUCGGCCGGUGGUUUCGCGUCCCGAAGCGCAAGCAAUCGAUAUGAAUGCGCGCUCUCAAACGCUAGCCGAACGCGACAUAACACCAUCUCAACUGACAUUCGGCUUCCUCGGUCUGGGUAUUAUGGGCUCGACCAUCGUCAAAGAUCUGCUAUGUACCGGUCAUAAAGUGGUCGUAUGGAAUCGCACAAUGUCGAAGUGUACUCCAUUUGCCGAAGCUGGAGCCGAUGUCAAAGGUACACCCAUGGACGUUGUUGAAGUCUCAGACGUGAUCUUCUGUUGUGUCUCGGAUCCUAAAGCAUCAAAGGAUCUUGUAUUUGGCAACUGUGGCGUAUUGGGCGUGAAGGACAUGAAUGGCAAGGCAUACGUCGAAAUGUCCACAAUAGAUCCCGAAACCUCGCAGGAUAUAGCUGAGGGCAUACAAUCUGCAGGCGGGCGCUAUUUGGAAGUGCAAAUCCACGGCACCCGACAGGAGGCGGAAGAUGGUAUGCUUAUCAUACUUGCCGGUGGUGACCGUUCAGUGUUUGAAGAUUGUCAUUCCUGCUUCAAAACCAUUGCUAAAAACACAUUCUUUUUGGGCGCAGAAGUUGGGAAUGCUUGCAAAGUAAAUUUAAUACUGCAAACGAUAGUGGGAGUGAGUUUGGUUGGACUAGCUGAGGCCUUAGCAUUGGCCGACCGUUUUUCAAUUUCAUUAAAAGACAUUAUUGACAUAUUUGAAUUGACAUCAAUGAAAUCUCAAUUACUAUUAGCUAAAGGCAAAGAAAUGGCGAAGGGAGACUUCAACCCCCAACAGCCGCUGAGUCAUAUGCAAAAGGAUCUGCGCCUUGUGCUAAGCAUGGCGGAAAAUUUGGACCAAUCGAUGCCUGUGACCGCAAUCACAAAUGAGGUCUUUAAGCACACAAAACGGCUUGGUUACAGCGAACACGAUUCAAGUGCCGUAUUUGUAAGAUCCAGAUUUUAACAUUUAGUUAAUACAGCAACAUUUUAAAUGAUUAUCUAAAAUUCGCAAUAAGAGUUUGACACCCACACACAUUCAAUAAACCAAAACGACAACAUGGGUGACGUAUCAAGUGCAUUAAUGCAGGGCGCUAAAUCCCUUCAUUUCUUAACCAUAGCAGACAAAAAAUCCACUUUGCGCAACUAAGUUGUAUUUAAGAUGCAUGCCAUCGUGGUUGCGCAUUGCGGAGGCUAUCUGCUGCUAUGGUUUGAAAAUAUUGGGGCUGAUGCUCUGCGUUUAUGCAUUUCCGAACAAUCCCUACUAUACCAAUUUCCAAUAACCACGACCAAGGCAAACAGCAAUAUUUUCAAAAUAAGAGACAAAAGGGAAUUAAGUUAUAUGAUUUAUGCGCCACCUAAAAAAAUUAUGCAAACACUUAUUGCAAUAAAACCAAGUAAGCAGCAAACGAUAUUGGUAUCGGGGUCAGCACAGGCAUAAAGCAGUCAAAAUAGAUCAUACAUACAAAAGUAACAACAGGAGUACUGACUACUGACUGAUGACUGAUGAAAGUGAGAGCGACGAAAGUGCAUUGAAAAUAUAUAAACUUACACUAAUGAGUAGUAGACGAAAUCGGAGGAGGAAAUGAAAUGCACGUGUUUAACAUUUAUAUAAUUAUAUAUAUUAAAUGAUAAGGUUUAACAAUAUAAAGAAAUGAGAAAAUAAUAACAAUUAAAAAGUGUAAUGGAGAGCACAGUGAGGUGGAAAAUGUAACAAAUGUGUAAAUGUGCGCAUACAUAAAUGGAAAAAAAUUAUAUCGCAUGGCGCAUUUUUCAAAUCAUUUA
Molecule: messenger RNA, 2921 nt
Organism: Anastrepha obliqua
Lineage: Eukaryota; Metazoa; Arthropoda; Insecta; Diptera; Tephritidae
Gene: Ndf
Product: cytokine-like nuclear factor N-PAC
Exons: 10
Coding region: 322-2103 (593 amino acids)
Molecular function (GO): oxidoreductase activity, acting on the CH-OH group of donors, NAD or NADP as acceptor; NADP binding; NAD binding
Source: RefSeq, a predicted model, not a curated record